GGUCUCUUUUACGAUAUUCGGCAGAUGAUAAGUUUCCUGCACGAAUACCACGGACAUCCGUUCAGGUUGGUUGAAUUGAGUGCGUUGCUGGACACAAUGAAAGAAUUGGAAGUUAGCAAGAGGAAGCAGCGUGACGCCAUGCAAGAGAAAAGCACCGGAAGCGCUCCCGAUAGCGACAGUGAUAGCAGUCAUCUUGCAAGCCCCGCCCAAGUUUCAGGAAAAGAAUUGCAGGUGAUAGCAAAGAAGCUUUUCAAAAAAGCUAAAUCCAAGGGAGCUGUAGACGAUGUAGACAGUCUAGCCAAGGCCAGUACAUCUCAUUCUGCUGAAAUGGCGUUGGCUGUAUCUCCGUCGUCUCCCAUUUUGACAAGUUUGAUAGUCGCCAAGAAGAAGCCGCAUAAACUUCACAGAGCAUUAAAUAUACUAAAAUCCGUUCGUUCCGAGGGACAGCUGCAGGGCCAGUACGAGGACUUCGAAGGGUCAAGCUCAGACCUAGACAGAUCGAUCGAUGAUGUUUCGAGCGACGUGACUGCUGACCGAAAGAGGAAAAGCAAAAAGAUGACAUUGAGGGUAAGCAUGUGAUA
Messenger RNA from Soboliphyme baturini, 581 nucleotides. Lineage: Eukaryota; Metazoa; Nematoda; Enoplea; Dioctophymatida; Soboliphymatidae. The record is from the annotation of a GenBank genome assembly.